AUGACAGAUGGUUGCUCUGAUGUCCAAACUCCAAAUAUUUCCAAUUACUACUGCUCCAAGAGUGCUGAUGAAAGAUCUGCAGAAGAGAGGGCAAUAGACGCAUGGCUUCCUGUUACUUCAAACAGGAAUGCAAAAUGGUGGUAUUCAGCUUUCCACAAUGUUACUGCCAUGGUUGGAGCUGGUGUCCUCGGUCUUCCUUAUGCCUUGGCACAACUUGGAUGGGGGGCAGGAGUAGCAGUUUUGGUAAUUUCUUGGAUUAUAACAUUUUACACAUUAUGGCAAAUGGUUGAGAUGCACGAAAUGGUUCCUGGGAAACGUUUCGACAGAUAUCAUGAACUUGGGCAACAUGCUUUUGGGAAAAAACUUGGGCUAUGGAUUAUUGUGCCACAACAAUUAAUUGUUGAAGUUGGAGUUGACAUAGUUUAUAUGGUAACUGGAGGACAAUCACUCAAGAAAUUCUAUGAUUUGGUCUGUAAAAAAGAUUGUAAAGACAUAAAACUUACCUACUUCAUUAUGAUCUUUGCCUCUGUCCAUUUUGUUAUCUCUCAUCUUCCUGAUUUCAAUUCCAUAGUUGGUGUGUCUUUGGCUGCAGCUGUCAUGUCCUUAAGGUAUGCAUAUUACUUAUUUCUGUUACCUGCUACAACAGCUUUCACAAUGUUUGUUGGUAUUACCUACCCUUGCAUCAUGUGGCUAGCAAUCUGCAAACCAAAGAAAUUCAGUCUCUCUUGGAUUAUUAAUUGGAUUUGCAUUAUUCUUGGAGUAUUAUUGAUGAUUAUAGCACCAAUUGGUGGCCUAAGAUCCAUAAUCAUGCAAGCCAAGGGCUACAAAAUCUAUACAAGCAGCAACAUAAAAGCCUUCGUCAUACCAAUUUCCUGA
This is a messenger RNA of Nicotiana tabacum (common tobacco), 876 nucleotides long. RefSeq names its product lysine histidine transporter 1-like. Lineage: Eukaryota; Viridiplantae; Streptophyta; Magnoliopsida; Solanales; Solanaceae. The record is from RefSeq and is a predicted model, not a curated record.